This is a messenger RNA of Brugia malayi, 213 nucleotides long. RefSeq lists its product as uncharacterized. NCBI's taxonomy places the organism in Eukaryota, Metazoa, Nematoda, Chromadorea, Rhabditida, Onchocercidae. The transcript has 2 exons. Bases 1 to 213 code for a protein of 70 amino acids. The record is from RefSeq and is a predicted model, not a curated record.
AUGAUUCGAAGCAUUGGUUUUCAAAGAAGGAUUGAUAUUUGGCUUAUUUGUUCAAUGAUAUUUGUAUUUGUGAAUAUGGAUAUUUGGCGCUCCAACUUAUUUCGUCUCAUUUUACCUCUUCUAUUCCACUCUCAUAGAAGAAUAGCAAAGAAAGAUGAAACUUCUUUGUAUGCAAUAAAUAUCAAACCAGAAGAAAAAGGAAGCAAAGAAUAG